Messenger RNA from Funneliformis mosseae, 879 nucleotides. NCBI's taxonomy places the organism in Eukaryota, Fungi, Glomeromycota, Glomeromycetes, Glomerales, Glomeraceae. The record is from the annotation of a GenBank genome assembly.
AUGAGUGAAGAUACUGGAACAAUCUUUUUGCAUAAUCAAAACCUAUUGGGAGACAAAGGCAGUCAGGCAUUGGAGGAGAAAGCGCUUAAGCAAUUUGUAUAUACUUUGCCCAGUAUAAAAAAUCCAAUGUCAUUAUUUUAUGUAUUUCUACAAUCUGAUGCUUUUUAUCUUACGCAAAUAUUAAGUGAAGAAUCAAUAGUGGAUUACUGUUUAAAGGCGAAGAAAUGUAAUGAUAUUGUCAAAAUCUGUAAAGUAGAAAUACUUAUUCAAGCAGAAAAAGAGUCAGUAACUAGUAUUAUAAUUGGGUUUAAAGAUUAUAUUAGUCGGUCUGUAGACUAUACAUUUGUUGAUGAAAAAGUAACUAUUAAGGCAUUAAUUGACUCCAAAUCUUACUAUAGCAGUAUUAGUAAAGCGUUUGCCCAAAAAAUUGAUUUAUAUAUUACUAGAGAAUUCAGAUCAGAAUAUCCUGCAGUAAAAGAGUUUAGCAUUGGCGCAAUAAAUGCUGGCAAGAAAGUAAUAAUAAGAGGAUGGGUUAAUAGAGAAGAAGUUUCCAUUUCUUUAUCAAAUAUAUUCUAUGAGUUAAGAUCGCUACUUCUGAUAAUAACGGAUACAGAAAAUUUUGUAGUUGUUGACAAGCCUGAAUAUGAUUUAGUUUUAGGUAAUAAUUGGUUAAUUUGGAUGGGAGACAAAAUUGAUAAAUGUGAUGCUAGAUAUUGGGAAAAUAAUGAAGAGAAAAGACUUUAUUAUCUAAGAAAUAAUAUUGAUAUACUGUCUCCUUUAUUAUAUACAUUUUACGAAUUAUUAUUCUCUAAUUUCACCGCAAUUAAUUCAGAUAGGGAGGUCAUAAUAACCAAGUUUAUCAUGAAUUUAACAGUAUAA